Messenger RNA from Cephus cinctus (wheat stem sawfly), 8820 nucleotides. It is a transcript of the gene CaMKII, whose product is annotated as calcium/calmodulin-dependent protein kinase type II alpha chain. Lineage: Eukaryota; Metazoa; Arthropoda; Insecta; Hymenoptera; Cephidae. Gene Ontology annotation, biological process: protein phosphorylation. The record is from RefSeq and is a predicted model, not a curated record. Gene Ontology annotation, molecular function: calcium/calmodulin-dependent protein kinase activity; ATP binding; calmodulin binding. Gene Ontology annotation, cellular component: cytoplasm; neuron projection. The transcript has 21 exons. The coding region runs from base 571 to 2535 and encodes 654 amino acids.
CUCCCACAAAGAAUUAUGCUUUGGGGAUGAUUAGGCAAUUCGAAGGAUGCCGCCCCGUGUGCGCGCAGGGUUGUUUGUCAAGUAGUAGAGGCGCGUUAUCGGUCAGGCGCGUACGGUUCCAAAAUUUCGGAAGCAUCCACCGAGUUUCCCGUGGAGCGUCGCUGCGAAGGAGUACACGGUAAAACGUCGUCCCGUGAUGCCAGUGAAAAAUCGUGCCGAGUUUAUAGUAAAAAGUACGAUAUCCCUUGGUAUCGUUGAUUAAUUAACGUCUAAAUUUAAACGGGAAAGGAUCGUCUUUGGAUUAUUCAUUGGAGGUUGACUGGUAACGUCGCACUACGCGAGUCAGUCGAGGGUCUGCCGGCGAGCGGAGCGGUCGCGCCGUGAAAAUCAGUCGGUGCCGCAAAUAUUCGCUGGCACAGCCGAGAUUUGCCGAAGCUGUGCCACGGGACUUCGGCCCUGCGGACAGGCGCCCCGUCUACUAACAGUUUUAUCGAUCGAAUUUGACCUGCCAAGUUCCCUAGCGUAGUCGCUCGGUUUUCACUAGUGAAGUAAAUAUUGUAGUUUGUCGGUAUGGCUGCCCAAGCAGCUUGCACGCGGUUCAGUGAUAACUACGACCUCAAGGAGGAACUUGGAAAAGGUGCGUUCUCCGUGGUACGACGAUGCGUACAGAAGAGCAGCGGCCUCGAGUUCGCGGCGAAGAUCAUCAAUACUAAAAAGCUUUCGACCAGAGACUUUCAAAAGCUGGAACGUGAGGCGCGGAUAUGUAGGAAACUGCAGCAUCCGAAUAUCGUAAGAUUGCACGACAGUAUACAGGAGGAAAGCUUCCACUACCUCGUAUUCGAUUUAGUAACCGGCGGCGAGCUCUUCGAGGAUAUCGUCGCCCGAGAAUUCUACAGCGAGGCCGACGCCUCGCACUGUAUUCAACAAAUUUUGGAAAGUGUUCACCAUUGCCAUCACAACGGAGUCGUGCACAGAGAUCUGAAGCCUGAGAAUUUACUCCUGGCGAGUAAAGCCAAAGGUGCCGCCGUGAAGUUAGCGGAUUUUGGACUGGCUAUUGAGGUACAGAGCGAGCAGCAGGCAUGGUUUGGCUUCGCCGGGACGCCCGGUUAUCUCAGCCCGGAAGUCCUGAAGAAGGAACCGUACGGGAAGCCUGUGGAUAUAUGGGCAUGCGGUGUUAUCCUGUAUAUUCUACUCGUCGGUUAUCCCCCGUUUUGGGACGAGGAUCAGCACAGGUUAUACAGUCAGAUAAAGACUGGUUCCUACGACUAUCCAAGUCCGGAAUGGGACACUGUGACGCCAGAGGCGAAGAAUCUUAUCAAUCAGAUGCUCACGGUGAACCCGGGCAAACGGAUCACGGCCAGCGAGGCACUGAAGCACCCGUGGAUCUGCCAACGUGAACGCGUCGCGUCCGUGGUCCACAGACAAGAGACUGUCGACUGCUUGAAGAAAUUCAACGCGAGGCGCAAGUUGAAGGGCGCCAUCCUGACCACGAUGUUGGCGACGAGGAACUUUUCCAGUAAGUAUGAUGCACAGGAAGUUGGUCGAAGCAUGGUCACGAAGAAGGGCGAGGGUUCUCAAGUCAAGGAAUCCACCGACAGCAGCACCACCAUCGAGGACGAUGAUGUCAAAGAGGAUAAAAAGGGAGGCGUCGACCGGAGCAGCACGGUCAUUGCCAAAGAGCCCGAAGGUUUCGCGUCCCAGGGUACUCCACCGAACAGUCCCGCAGCUGCCUCGGUUUUCUCCAAGGUAAUGGGAGCAGCUGCUGCUCAAGCCCAGGCAAAUAAGCAGGCACAGGUGCCUGGAAAUCCUCUAGGAAUUGCCGCGGUUCUUCUUCAGGGCGCGCAAGCUGGCAGCGGAAGUGGCAGUGGCUCCAGUCACAGUAGCAGCAGUAACAGCCAAACAGGAGCUUCCCCGUCAUCAGCAUCGACGGGUUACGUCAACGCCAACAACACCCCACGACGUCACAACUCCUCGACCACCGAUCCCGAAGGUCGACCAGCCGGUGGAGGAUACUGUCAGCUCGGGGCCGAGCACUGCGGUCGGGACGACGAAAUAAGAAUCAUGUGUCCUAUCAAGACCUGCAGUCAGCUUUCGACGAAUUCGCAGUGCUCAGCUCGCCGCCAGGAAAUCAUUAAGAUGACCGAACAGCUGAUCGAGAGCAUCAAUAUCGGUGACUUCGAAGCGUACACGAAAAUCUGUGAUCCCCAUCUGACCGCGUUCGAGCCAGAGGCUCUAGGUAAUUUAGUCGAGGGAAUGGACUUUCACAAAUUUUACUUUGAUAAUGCAGUGCUGGGAAAGAACUGCAAGGCGGUCAACACGACGAUCUUGAAUCCGCACGUCCAUCUUCUUGGCGAGGAUGCAGCGUGCAUCGCGUACGUCAGGCUCACCCAGUACAUGGACAAACAAGGUGUCGCGCACACCCAACAAAGCGAGGAGAGCCGCGUCUGGCACAAGAGGGACAACAAGUGGCAGAACGUGCACUUCCACCGAAGCGCCGUCACAGGGCCUUCUCCGUUCACCUUCAACCACAAAUAAAGCAGCCACAUCAGUUCCGCGUUGCACCACGUGAAUGUAUCUAGUACUAAGCGCGGUACCAAGUAACCAUUUAGCGGUACUUCGCCCAGUACCUGCUCAGCGUACGUACCUACUCUGUGUAAAAAAAAAAGCAAAAAAGAAAGAAAGAAAAAGGGUAUGCGUAAAACAAGAGAGAAACAGAAAAAGAAAAUUAAGACACAAGAAGGCAAGCAAGCAAAGGCUAAGCAAAGAUAAGGUCAGAGGAAGGAAAGAAAAGAUCAUCCGACCCGUAAUGCGCGACUGAGCCGGAAAUCGCCGGGCCCUGGAAUCUCUCGCUGUGACAGACGGUCCUUACGAGAGUCUCCUUACGAGACUUGGCUUAAGCCGUUAGUUAGAGUAACAAAUUCUCGUAGAAAUCGACAAGCGUCGACCUCGACUUCGUCGAUGACGAAUUUCUUUCUCAUCUUUCGUUCCGGAGCGUUUUUUAAGGCACGUGUGAUAAGAGGUCCUGGGGAGGAGUAUUAUUAAACGAGACGAAUUGAAAUAAUGAAGUAUAAUGAAGCUUAUGAAUUAUAUAAGAAUAAUAAUAAUAAUAAUCUCAUACCAGGGACUUAAGAACGGAAUGGAUACGAUAAUUCGAGUGGAGUCUCUUCUUGCUCCGAUCAAAGACGUACAAUCGACCGAUGUGCCAUCUAGUUAAGGGAUACUUCGCAGGGGUCUCAAAGACUUCCUGUUAAGACUGCGAUCGCAAUUAAUUUGUGGAAAGGUUACGGGAGGUCAUGGGGAUGAGAUACGACACGUUGACGAAAGCGCGAAGAGAGGAAGACACCGGGAGAAAGUGAAAAGGAAAAAGAUAAGUGAGAGCAAGUGGAGGAUACUCUAACGGCGCUUUUCAAUAGGUCGGCCAUUUUGUAUGUAAAUGGGAACGUAACCUCUACUUCCGGUACCUUAUACUUCUGAUGGGAAUUAAGGAAACGGAAUUGACGUUUAGGGGGUUGUAGAUUUUGAAAGAAAAAAAAAAAAACAGGAUCCUAUUGGUUAUCGCGUGAGAACGACUCGUGGCGGUUUUUUUAAAAAGCAGAAUCGGUUCUGACGCUAAUACGGAUUUAGGAAGAUUGACGGUGAAGAUAAUGAUGAUAAUGAUGAACAAGUAUGUGAAUGAAGUCUGACUUAGGAUGUGGACGCCGACGAAAGUGACGGCUUUAGGAAGUGUCGCUAAUUUAAAAAAUAAAUAAAUAAGAAGGGCCCGGCGUUAGCCACGAACUAAUUCCUUGCAUCACAUAGGAGGCUUGUCGAAUCUACGAUUAGAGAGGAUGUAAGCGAUGAACAGUAUAAAUCGUUUCUAUCGGUACACUAUAUAGAUAUAUUCAGCUGUACACAUAGUAGCAUACACAAGUAUAUAUCUAUAUAUCGUUUAUAUACAUAUAUGCAUGUGUAACAAAAAAAAAAAAGGUUUGAGAAAUGACAAAAGGUACCAAGGAAAGAAAAGAAAAGUAAGCGCCGGUAUCCCUAACAGUUAAAAUAUUGUUUCAAUUUUUCGAAUUUUCAGUGCAAGCUUGUAAUUGCGUACAGUCAGUGACGAGAAUCUUGUCUUGAUGACGUCAUUGCAUACUAUGAUCAUUGUACAGAAAACAUUCUUCCAUGUCAUUCUUAUAUUUGUUAUCUCGCUGCCGGCGACUGUCGGGACUCCGGUUAAAGAUUUGCGGGACCGUGCUAAUCGCUUUACAUAAUUAAUCGUUAAUCCUCAUAAUUGUUAAUUACUCGCGAAUAUAUCUAUGUAUUCGUAAGUGACGGUCGCCAAACCAGUUUCUCGAUACUGGCUCGCGCAUUACGUACACGCGCCUGUACGAUUUAACAGCGUCACUCGCUAUUUAUUUAUAACUAUCUUUUAUAUAUACAAAACUUUUUAUUAUUAUUAUACACACAAAAUCGUAGCUCCUAUUCGCACCUUUCUCAUAUAGUCGCUUUUAGCUAACAUCGAUUAUCAACGUUCAAUACUUUACAUACGAUUGCUUUGAAUUUAGCAAAGGUUAAGAUUUUCAUGACGUUAGCUUAAAGUGGCUUUAUGUGCCUAGUACGAAUACUGUCCUUUAUGUAUAUAUAUAUAUAUAUAGAUAUCUAUAUGUAAUAUAAAUAUCUAUUAUAUGCAAUAUAAAUAUAUACAAGUACCAUGCCUGUUUGAUAAGGAUGGUACGGGGAUGAUGUACUCGUGGACGACGUGAAUAUCGAAAUUGAAAAAAAAAAAACAAUUAAAAUAGACUACGUUCACUGUCGUGUCUCUCUUUGCAUAAUUAAUCUUAUGUAUAUUAUUAUGUAUACGAUGCAUACAUAUGAUAUACAUACGUGAGUGAGGAUACUGGAUUGCUGAUAGAUAUAAUUAUUGAAAGCUUAAUGAAAGGAGGAGAAAGAGGGGAUACUGGAAUAUGAAGAGAAAGCGAAGCUAUGAUGAAUGGGAGUUGGACGAGAGGGAGGUUGGUAAAAUAGGGGAAAGUGGACGGCAGAUUACAUGAAUUUAUUGAUAACAAUAGGCGAUUAUUAUUAAAAUUGAAUUUUUAUCGAAUUUACUUAAUUACAAUGAACCUUUCUACACGUUCGUACAUCCUCUUAUAACGAUAUCGGGUAUAAAGGGAGGAGGGAGUCUCCAUCUAUGAGAAAUUCAAAGAAACACUUUUGCCAUCGUAUUAUAUAUAUAAAUAUAUAAAUAUAUUAACGAUAAAUAAAUGAAAGGAGAAAGACGAUGAAGAAGAUAUGAUUUAAUAUAUUACAGGAUACUAUAUAUAUAUAUAUACAUAUACAUAUAUAUAUAUAUAUAUAUAUAUAAAUGAUAAAUUAAAGAAUAGUUAUUUCUACUACUCUAAUUCGUCGCUUCUACGUGUGAUUGUUGUAUAAAAUACUUAAUUAAUGAUUUCAUAUUAUUAUCGUCAUCAUUAUUAUUGUUAUUGUCAUUAACAUUAUAACUAUUAACUAUUUACUAUUUACUGUUGCUACUUUUGCCACCACCAAUCACCCGAUCAUUAAUACUACUACUACUAUUACUACUACUACUUGUUACCGAUAAACUAUUGUCAUUAUUAUGAUUAUCACAAGUGUCCAUAAUGCGGAUGAUGAUGAUAGAAAUAAUUGAUUGUAUGAUUUUCAUUUUACUACGAUCAAUAAUCUUCUAUUGCCCUGUCGAUUUCAAUCCCAGCGGUUCUUUAUUAUAUAAAAUUAUAAAUACAAUUUUAACAUGAAGUCGAGGAUUAUCGAAGUAAGCCGGUUACGUUUUAGGUGAUAACGCCGAUUUACUUAAAUAUACAUAUUGUAGUUGUUUCUCAUUAUAGAACUUUUAACGGUGGUGUCUUGCUCGCCCGAAUCGGGUCUCGUUGAAUCUUCCCCUUCUCAAAUUCUAUUGCCGGUUACAUUCUUGACUCGCCAAUAUCUUAUUAUCUAUUGUAAUCACCUGUUUCGCGUUAUUGCACCAGACGAAUAUUUCGAAUUAAUACAUUUAAUUAAACGUCCUGUCAGAUCCUCCAGGCAGUUCCAUCCUGAAUCACGUAGUCUCUCCUUAUUCACUGUGUUUGACAAUUUCCAUGGCUCUCGUGUCCUCCGUUGCGCGCUUAACUGCGCAUACGUCGUUGCGUCGUUACGUCAUCGUCAUCCUACGUGCGAAACUCAACGAGAUCCGUUCUCGGUCCCAAUAAGACAUCCUGCGCGUAAUUAUCGCAACUUUGAAGGGAAAAUGCAAAAAAAAAAUAGAAAAAUCAAUUCAUCGAUCGUCAAACAACGGACUGUGUUUCUAUGGAUAAGAUUAGAUGUGUUCGAUGUGUCAUGGCGGCGAAAGCGCGGGAAAUACUGAAGAUUCAAAUGAGCUUCUGGUUCUUUCCACGUUUUUCGUCAAGCUCGAAAUACGGAAAUUGCCAUGACGCGGGAGAUUUGAAAAAUGCGAAAAUGGGAGAGACAAAGAAUUAACAGAUUAAAGAAUCAAUGGUGGUGGAUCGUUAAAUGGAUCGUCGGUACAUUGUAUGUCGCGUAGUGAAAGAGUGAGAGAGAGAGAGAGAGAGAGAGAGAGAGAGAGAGAGAGAGAGUGUUUGUAAAAAAGAGCGAGAGAGUGAGACAGAGAAAGAAAAAAAUAAGAAUUGUCAAAAUCACGUAUACAACUAUCACGGCUUUUACGAAUGAAGCGUAACAAUAGAGUCGCGACAUCUUUCAUCCAUCAUCCAUUGUUUGGCCUAACUACUAUUCACGUUUGUCUAUUUAAUAUAAUAUACGAAUACUAUAUAUAUUAUAAAUAUUACGAUAUAUCUGCACUGUCCACACAUUACGCGAGAGUCACGCGAAGGUAAAAUGGACGGUUGAGCGUGGAGGGUACAGGAAAAAAAGUUGAAAUUGGCAAUAGUGAUCGUUUCUGUAUCACGUCGAAGGAAUAAUGAAAAAAAAAUGGAAUCUAAAGAAUUCUCUUAUCGCAAUAUAGUAUUUACGUAUAGUUCGACAGGGCACGAUUAAAAAUAUAAAUAAAUUGUAUCGUUGAAAGGUAUCGGGUGCUUCUCAAAAUUUUUAUCAGUCAGAGGAAAAAAAAAUUAUCGAUUAAGCAGCCCUCGUUGUAUAGUAUUUAUAUACAGAUACGGUUGGUUAAAAUUCAACGUGCCGUAAUUUCCUUGUAUUUAACUCCAUCGCGCAUUCCACUUGAAUCGACAUGCCGUAGGACUUCUACAUUCUAAGGGAUGACGUAUACAACCCUUGUAGUGACUCUCGUUAUCGCGAUUAGAAAACCAAGGGACCGAGAACGUGGCCAAAGUGGCGGGCCUUUUGCGUUUCCUUGGAUAGAUGAGCGAGUAACGCUAAUUGUUAAAUACUUUAUUUUGUUUUUACACGUCUCUCUCUUUAUAUAUAUAUAUAUAUAAAUAAUAUAUAUAUAUCUAGAUCAACUUUUUUAUUGUACAUUUUUUCGUACUGUUUUGUUGUUGUGUUGUAUACAUGAGUACAUAUUGUGCGUGCUCAAGAUGGCGCGUACAGCAGGCACGUUUGUUGGGGGACAGUUCGGCGGGAAGACAUUGAUGUAUUAAAUGGCGUACCUGGCAGGGUGCUCUCAAACUCGUAGAAACUACAAUUUAUAUAUUCUAUGUGCUACACGAGAAUACAUUUGACAACACCGACUGUGCGAAACGUUUACGAGCAAUUUUGUUUUGCGUGGGGUUUAAAAAAGUCGGUAAAGGAGAUCGUACUUUGUCGCCAUCUAGCGGCGAGCUGUGACACUUCCUUAUGCAACGUAAUGUGUAUAUGACAUGAAAAUUGGAUCCGACUGUACCUCAAAAAGCUGAUGCGAAAUCUACCCCGUAAUGUAAUAGGCUAGAAAUUAUAUUGUGUGCAAGUAAUGAGGCAAUGAUAUGUGGCGGCAACGUUAAGCCAUUCUCAAGAGAGGUUAUGAUAAUGCAGGUCCGAUCUGUCACUUUGAGAGACGACUACGUGGCUCAGGAUGAUGGAAUAAGCGGAUUGAGGAUGCGAACGGAGCCUCGUGAGAUUUAGAUCUCGCAAUUACAUUGUUUGUACUAUUGAAUUCUUUGUCUUUAAUAUUUUUCAAGCUAUAUUGUCUAGUGAUAUUUGUUCUUUGUCUAAUAACUGUAUUGAGCUCCUGUACACUUCUUCGAUAGCAAGAUCAAUUAUAUAUGAGAUCAUACUCGAUUCUUGGAGACGUCCGGGAAUAGCCAGGAUGUCGUCUCUUAUUGUGGACUUUUGGCUUAGUACGUAAAUUUUUUGUAAUUAAUCGCCGAGGCAUAGGUACGAGAGGGUGAAAGAAAAGGAAGGAGAAGAAUUGAGAAUAGCUGUGUUCACGUUGCGAAAACGAUAUUGCCAACUAAAUUAUGUAAACUCUUAUCGGUAUUUAAUAUAACAAUUAUUAUUACAAUUAUUAUAAAUUUACGAUAACAAUAACAAUUGAUUACAAUUUUGUCCUAAUGUUCAGAAAAUAAAAAAUAAAUCUCUGUAAGGUAGAUGAGUGUCAAUGGGAGCUGGAGCAUCCAAGAGAAACUAAGAGAAAGGGUACGUUAAUACUUUGUUGGGUCUCUUCGAUUUUUCGCCUGCGGAAGCCCGAUUUGAAUGUCUACGUAAAUCGCGGAAAUCGUGACCGUACCAGGUGGAGGAUCGGGGAAGCCCAUAUUUAAAAACUAUCGUGCGAAUUCUUAUUUUUAAUUAAGAUUUUAUAUUUUGUACACUUUAUGUUUAUUUGGUGCUAUUAUAACGCCAUCGUUAUUAUUAUCAAUGCCAUCACAGACAUCAUUAUCGCUAUAAGUUUACAUUGUGUUAUUAAAUUAGACAUUAUUGUUGAAUCUU